AUGUUCAGAUCAACGAUCGCCAAGCUUCGUUGCAUGCGCUGUUCUAAGGAGGCCGAGCUCACUCCGACUGACGACCUCGAAGACGCGGGCAUGGUGAAGAUCGGACGCAACUUAUAUUACUGCUUCACUUGUGCCAACGUGACGGGACACCCGAAGGCACCAGGGGCUGCAAAGCUGUCGAAGCACACUGGAUGA
Molecule: messenger RNA, 195 nt
Organism: Colletotrichum godetiae
Lineage: Eukaryota; Fungi; Ascomycota; Sordariomycetes; Glomerellales; Glomerellaceae
Exons: 1
Coding region: 1-195 (64 amino acids)
Source: RefSeq, a predicted model, not a curated record